GAGAGCAUUGCCGACGAGAUGCCGGUAUCUGUGAACGUCUAUGUUGGUCAACUGGAAUUUCAGCAGGAAAAAAGCUUCCUGUAAGCGCGCAAGUGGAGUGACGGAAAGGGGGGAGAGCAACCUCACAAAGUGAAAUGAUCAUGAUCGGGAAUAGCCUAUAGAGAUCUUUUUCUCUCAUGAGUAGUGUUCAUACCGCGUUUUCAAUUAAAGACAUGGCAGGUGAUCCUCGAGGGACAAGUUCUUACGUCUGCGAGCGAGAAUAAAAAGUGAGCGGCAGCCUGAUAUAAGAGACCUGACAUUUCAAAGGCGCACAAGAGUUGCGGAGCGAGCCCAGCAAUAUUUUUUUCCACCAGCAAAAAAUUGGGUGAAGGAUAAUAAGAAGAUGUCCAAACGUUCAGCCCACAUACAACUAUAACAAACAGAUGUUACGCUCAUUUCUUUUUUUCGGUCCAAUAGACCUUUUAAACCAAGGAAUUACAUGUAACAUGACGGAGUGACUUUAUCUGGCUCGGUUUCUUUGCCGUUUUAACAUCGUACCUUUACUUGGACAUCAAAGCUACAUACUAUUUGCGGCCAGGGGCAAUACUAGAAGGCUUCCUAACCACUUUCAAACUAUUUUCAGUACCCUUCACUGCAUGAACAACUGCUCCAAAAAGAAAAGGGUCUAGUGAAAGUCACGGCAGCAAAAGAGAAGGAACUGCGGUAUAGCAAUGAGCGGACAGCCCAAGUUUGUAAUUAUGGGGCUCGUGCUGCUAAUAUGCACUACUACUCUGCAGUGGGCAGAGAGCACGCCCGCCGCAACAGCCCCCACGGAAGCGAGGGAUGACAAGAGCCUGCUUAGGCAGAUAGUGGACAUCGUUAAGCACGUGGAGGAUAGACGCGGCGAGAGAAGCGCGGAAACAGCAUCACAGUCGACUUCGAGGAAAGAAUCCCCGGGGGAGCCAAGGGAAUCACGCAACCACAAAUCAGAGAGCGGGGAUCAAAUUAUCGAAAUCUUCCCCAGAGAUCUCAGAAAGAAAGAGAAGUUUCUAAAACAUUUAACAGGUCCUCUGUACUUCAGUCCUAAGUGCAGGAAGCACGUGUACAGGCUUUACCACAAUACUAGAGACUGCACAAUCCCAGCAUACUUCAAAAGAUGUGCGAGGCUUCUCACACGAUUAGCAGGCAGCCCGCGAUGCACGGAAGGGUAGCACAAACAGAGGUUAAAGCCAAACCAGAGCUAUGUAGAAGAGCCCUGAAAAAAAGUGCCUUGGACAGUAACAGGGAAACAGAACAAACUCCAUCCAGUCACGCCAUUCCGUACCGUGUCCUCCAUCAGAGAGUUGUGUUUAUCUAAAGGCAUGGAUUACCUCUCCUAGGUCUGGGGCCCCAAGAGGCCUGCUGCCACUGGCCCUUAGAAGGAAGCAUCCAGAAGACAGUGACCAAGAUAAUACAGGUGAAGAGAAAACGAAUUAACAAGAAAACAUGGCAACAGGGCCGUAGCCCCUGCUGGCUGCCAGAAAAAAUAUGACUUCUCCCCUCUUGUUUUUCACCAAAAGAAAAGGGAUAGCUUUUUUUUGUUGCCUUGUUUGUUUCUCAAUGCAAAGUUGAUUGAGGAUAUUUUUGUUGUUGUUGUUGUUGGGGUUGCGUAUGACUUGUAUUUAUGUACUUCUGCCAUCAUCUCUUGUAAGCCGCACAGCCUAUUACUGGACAAGAAGUUCUUUAUCAGACUCUGCAGUCACCACAUUCUUACACCUACCUGAGCACACACUGAAAGUAUGAUUAACUUAUUAACUGCAUGAGCAUUCCCUUGCCCCUUCUCUUUGCAGGACAUGCAUACAAAAACAAGAGAGACAAAAAAAUAGUGCUGGUUGCAGUCAAAUGUGUGCUAUACUGACAUCAUCCUGUGAAUCUAAGUUGUGUGAUACAUAGUAUAUUUAUAUACUCUUUGUUGUCACAUGUUCAUCUGUACUUUGUGUACAAACAUUCUAACCAGUGUGCAAUAUGUACAUAUUGUCAAGACGAAAAUGCAUAAAAGGAAUUCAUAUGACGACCAUAAAUUAAAGAGUCUGACAUAUAUCAACUGGGUGUUGAAAAACAUUUAUUUAAAAUGAAAUAUAUUUAAAUAAAUUAUAAGAUUGGUACAAAUAUGAGUGUUUUCUUUCUUGUGUCCAAAGUGUCAAGCUCUCAACCUCGUUCUGAAAGGCAAGUCUGUAUGUCUGAAUAAGUUUGAACUACUUUGCCAUUUCUGUAACACAGAGAGAAAAGACAACCCUGAAUAUGUGGACACUGGUCUGCUUUGGAAACUCAACUUUAAUUUGUGCUUAAAAGACCACUGAAUGAAAGAGUUUGUCUUCUCAGAUCCACAUAAUCAAUAGGCUUUCUAAACUGCUAAGUAAAUAUUUGUGAGAAAAGUUGGAUUUGAUUUAGCUAAAAUGACAAACUAACCAAAAACUUUAUGUUUGUUGACCUGCAAUAUCAGUGUGGUAUAGACCAUAUUCCCUAGUGGCAACAUGUGUUUGUUUAAGUUUGUUAACACAGCACACAACUCUA
This is a messenger RNA of Hypomesus transpacificus, 2532 nucleotides long. Its product is annotated as ALK and LTK ligand 2-like. Gene Ontology annotation, molecular function: receptor tyrosine kinase binding; receptor signaling protein tyrosine kinase activator activity. Gene Ontology annotation, biological process: positive regulation of ERK5 cascade; positive regulation of ERK1 and ERK2 cascade. The transcript is spliced from 6 exons. The coding region runs from base 711 to 1190 and encodes 159 amino acids. NCBI's taxonomy places the organism in Eukaryota, Metazoa, Chordata, Actinopteri, Osmeriformes, Osmeridae. The record is from RefSeq and is a predicted model, not a curated record.